Messenger RNA from Scophthalmus maximus (turbot), 4468 nucleotides. It is a transcript of the gene tlr7, whose product is annotated as toll-like receptor 7. Gene Ontology annotation, cellular component: plasma membrane. The transcript is spliced from 2 exons. The record is from RefSeq and is a predicted model, not a curated record. Gene Ontology annotation, biological process: toll-like receptor signaling pathway; defense response to virus; canonical NF-kappaB signal transduction. The coding region runs from base 587 to 3745 and encodes 1052 amino acids. Lineage: Eukaryota; Metazoa; Chordata; Actinopteri; Pleuronectiformes; Scophthalmidae. Gene Ontology annotation, molecular function: pattern recognition receptor activity; protein binding.
UUCCUGCAUUUGGUCUGUAGAGUUAAGGCUUAAACAUACGCACAUACUAUCUGGCGAGAUUGUGAGAUCUGACUUCACUCAACAGGACACGGCCACAAAGCAGACACAGAUUGUGUGCAGAGCCAGAAUAGCAUGUUUACCAUGUUAGUUGGUACACCAAAACCCAAGCAUGGGUUUCACUUUCCCCGGCAGGCCAAUAAGAAAUGAAACCACCCUUCCCUCUGGUGAUCGCCGCUAAAUAACCUACAAUUCCUCCUGCUGUGCACCAUAGGCACAUUACACUAUUUCUAGGGAACAUCUUCUUGGAAAUCUUAAAAGAUGUCUGCCACAUUGUAACAAACACUAAUCAGUCAACUCUUAUCAAAUAGGAUAAUAAAAUAGAUCGGUAGAUCUGGAUGUGUGUGGUUAGUGACAAUAAAGGGAAGUGAUGCUGCCUAAUUAUACACACGUUGGUCUAACCCAGCCACCUGUUACUUUCAUUGCAUAACUGUAGCUAAUGACUGAUCAUCAAUGUUACACUUCUUUCAGUGCCCAACUUGACACAGGGACUCGUAGCAGAACCUCGGUUUAAUCUCUGACGUGAACAAUGCUCUUCCAACCGACGUGCGCAGCAGCGCUGGCCCUGUGGUGUUGUCUCUGCGCGUCAACAGGCAGCAUUUCCUACCCAAAGACUCUGCCAUGUGAUGUUAGCGAGGCCAACAACGGGAGUAUGGUGAAAGUGGACUGCACUGACAGGAGCCUGAAGGAAAUCCCCCAGGGCAUCCCCAGGGACACCACCAAUCUGACGCUCACCAUCAACCACAUUCCCAACUUAAACUCCUCCUCCUUCCACGGUCUGAAGAACCUGACUGAGAUUGACAUGAGGUGCAACUGUGUGCCCAUCAAGAUCGGACCCAAAGACCGCAUGUGCACCAAGAGCGUGACGAUCGAGGAAAACACCUUUACCAGCAUGAGGGGUCUGCGCGCAUUGUAUCUGGAUGGCAAUCAGAUCUACACUAUACCCAAAGGCCUGCCGUCAAAUUUGAUCCUGUUGAGUUUGGAAGUGAAUCACAUUUAUACUAUUUCUAAAGCAAACCUCUCUGGGCUCAGAAAUGUCGAGAUGCUAUACCUUGGUCAAAACUGCUAUUAUCGUAACCCCUGUAACAUGUCCUAUGAAAUCGAGAAUGGCUCAUUUUCACAGCUUAACAAUUUGACUCUGUUAUCUCUCAAAUCAAACAACUUGUCUUUUAUCCCACAUCAUCUUCCCACAAGUCUGAAGGAGUUGUAUCUCUACAACAAUAAUAUUCAGGAGGUAACUGAUGAGGAUUUCAAAAACUUAACAAACCUUGAGAUUCUUGAUAUUAGUGGAAACUGUCCUCGGUGUUACAAUGCCCCUUUCCCUUGCAACCCAUGCCCACAUAAUUCACAACUAAAAAUCAGCAAAAACGCAUUUCAAAUGUUAACAAAACUCAAGACGCUCCGCCUGCACAGCAACUCUCUAACUCGUGUGCCAUAUGAGUGGUUUGCCAACACAACAGAACUGAAAGUGCUUGAUCUCUCGUCAAACUUUUUAGCAAGAGAGAUAGGAGUCACCCGCUUCCCAUCUUUUCUGGGCAAACUGGAAGAACUGGACCUUUCAUUUAACUAUGAGCUUCAGCGGUAUCCUCAAACACUGAGACUGAGUCAAACAUUCUCCUCCCUCAAAUCCCUCAAAAUUCUCAGACUCAAGGGUUAUGUGUUUCAGCAGCUAAAAGCAGCAAGUAUUGCUCCUUUAAUAUCUCUCGCAUACCUGGAAGUUGUAGAUCUUGGCACAAACUUCAUCAAAAUGACAAACUUUAGUAUUCUGAUGGAAUUAAAAAGCUUUAAAAUAAUAAGUCUGUCUGACAACAAAAUAACCAACCCCUCUGAUGGCCAAGACACUGUUGGUUUCACUGGAGGAGAGCCCUUGCACUGGUCUCCAAUGUCAGCUGCUGCUCAGUAUGAAAGUAAGGAAGUGAGAGAGAUUCAUUACUUCAGAUAUGAUGAAUAUGCACGCAGCUGCAAACACAAAGACAAAGAACUUGGAGUUGUCACAUCCUUCGUCAAAACAGAAUGCAGCCAGUUCGGCAAAACCCUGGAUGUGAGUCGAAACAACAUUUUCUUCUUGCAUUCGAAAUUUUUAAAUCUCGGAGAGCUUAGAUGCCUCAAUCUGUCUGGAAACGCAAUGAGCCAAAGUCUGAAUGGCUCUGAAUUUACCUUUCUGACUAACUUACAAUAUCUGGACUUCUCAAUGAAUCGCCUGGACCUGCUCUACUCCACUGCCUUUCAAGAGCUGAGAAGUCUGGUCGUCCUGGAUAUAAGUCACAACAACCAUUAUUUUGAAUCCGAGGGCUUGACUCACAUGCUUAAUUUCACCAGAAAUCUAAAGAAUCUCAAAACAUUGCUGAUGAAUCACAACAAGAUCUCCACUUCGACGAACACGGAGCUGGAGAGUCAAUCUCUCGAGAGGUUAGAGUUCAGGGAUAACCGGUUAGAUAUGUUGUGGAGAGAUGGGGACAACAGAUAUUUAAAUUACUUCAGGAAAUUACACAACCUGACUGUCCUCGACAUCUCUCAUAACAACUUAAAUUUCAUUCCAGACGACGUGUUCAGCAGUCUGCCAGACAAGCUGUCUGAGCUCUACAUCAAAAACAACAGACUAAAAUCCUUUGUUUGGGAGAAUCUACAACUUCUACGUUCUUUGCAAGUCUUAGAUCUCAGCGGAAACAGUUUAGAUACGGUUCCAGUGCUGUCACACUGCACCAAAUCCCUCAAGAAACUAAUUUUACAUAAAAACCAAAUCGUCAAACUUGCGCAAGAUUUCCUCAGAGAUGCUUCCAACUUAAAAUAUCUGGAUCUUAGUUUCAACCGCAUACAGCACAUUGAAAAAUCCAGCUUUCCGAAUGAUAUUGUUGAUCAGAUGGACAUGCUGCUCCUGCAUAACAACAGAUUCAUGUGCACCUGCAAUGCCACUUGGUUUGUGAAAUGGCUCAACGAGACCAGAGUGAUCAUCCCCCGGCUGGCCACAGACGUGACAUGUGCAGCACCGGGGGCACAAAGGGGUCACCCUGUAAUCUCGGUGGACCUGCUGGCCUGCCAGCACAACUACCUGUCAAUCAUUCUCUACACGCUCAUGACUUCCCUCAUCCUCAGCUUCCUCAUCCUGUUCAUCUCCAGUCAUCUCUUCCUGUGGGACGUCUGGUACAUAUACCAUUUCUGCAGGGCCAAGGUCAAAGGCUACAGCCGCUUGUACUCCCAGAGCUCUGUCUAUGAUGCCUUUGUCAUAUAUGAUAAGGAGGACCACGCCGUGUCAGAGUGGGUGCUGAAAGAAAUGUGCGUUCAUCUGGAGGCCCGCGGAGACCACUUGCUCACGCUGUGUUUGGAGGAACGGGACUGGUUACCCGGGUGUCCCCUGAUCGACAACCUCUGCCAGAGCAUCCACAGGAGCAAGAGGACCGUGUUCAUCCUCACCGACAAGUACAUCAAGAGCGGCAACUUCAAGACAGCGUUCUACAUGGCCCACCAGAGGCUGAUGGAUGAAAAAAAUGACGUCAUCGUACUGAUCUUCCUGGAGAAAGUACCGUGCAAUUCAAGGUACCUGAGACUGCGGAAGAGACUGUACAAGCGGUCUGUGCUGGAGUGGCCAACUAACGCUCAGGCCCAGCCCUACUUCUGGUUCAGCCUGAGAAGUGUGUUAGCAACUGAAAGUCACAAACAAUACAACAACCUCUUCAAAGAGACACUCUAAAUAUCACAAUGCACCGUGACACUUCAUGAAUUUCAGACUGUUCCACAUUUACUUCUGCGUUUGAGUUACAAAGCGAGAAAAUCCCACCAAUGAAACAUUAACCUAACAUGAAUAGGGAAAUGAAACUGAUGAGCUUCUUCCUUUCACCGGCUACUUCUGCCUGAGUCUUUCUUGUUGUUUCAACCGGCCAAUUUGUUGCUUUUGUUUGACUUGAACAACAGGGCUUUUUCUUUUUUGAGUUAAAAAAACCUAAUUAUAUUGGAAAUGAGGAAGCUGCUAAUUUUCAUGUGAUGAUUUGAUGGAACAGAAGGCAGGCAUCGUUCUUGCAGAUAGUUCAUUUUAAGUUUUUACUGAAAGUGCCCAUUAGUUUCACGGUUGUCAUUCAAGGAUCGAUACAAUACAUACACAAUGGUGAGUUUUAUCAGUACAGUACUUUUUUAAGUGUUGCUCUUUGUGUAGCAGUGGACAGAUUUAUUUUUUGAUUUUAAUAGAUACGAGUAACCUGCAUGUGUUUUAAUUGGAUGUUUCUGUAAUGUUAUUUUUACUUGGACUUGCAUGAAUUGAUUCGACUGCAGAAAUUUUGGUCUGUUCAUUUUAUCAAUUGAGAACCGAUUUGUAUUUUUGAUUAAUGAGUGUUGUACAGUAAAUACAGCUAUUUAAAGUUUCCGCACAAUUGUGUUUGGGGAGAGAAAAAAAAUAAACCAUAUCAAGUUGAUUCAUUUC